This is a messenger RNA of Momordica charantia (bitter melon), 636 nucleotides long. NCBI's taxonomy places the organism in Eukaryota, Viridiplantae, Streptophyta, Magnoliopsida, Cucurbitales, Cucurbitaceae. The record is from RefSeq and is a predicted model, not a curated record.
AUGACUCAAUUGAAGAGUGUUGUCGACACCGUUCAAAACUUGGUCUUCAUUUCUGAUCGACAUGCCAGCAUUUGUAAAGCGAUUGAUGAGAUAUUUCCUACUGCAUUUCAUUGCUUUUGUAUACAUCAUCUAAAGAUGAACUUGCUGGCCAAAUUUACAACGCCCGCGCUGGAGGCAUUAUUUUUUAAGGCUGCGAAGGCAUUUCGCGAGUCAUAUUUCAAUGAGAACUGGGUCCAACUGUGCACACACCCAGGAGUUAGGGAAUAUCUGGAAGCUAUAGGAAAGGAACGAUGGGCUCGCUGCUUUCAGACGAAACUAAGAUACUCACAAAUGACCACUAAUAUUGCAGAGUCCAUUAAUGCACUUUUCAGGCAUGCACGUAAGUUGUCAGUCACCGCAUUACUUGAUCAUAUCAGAGGUGUGUUGCAGAGGUGGAUCUACGAACGUCGGACGCUUGCUUCUUCACGUCAGAGUACGUUGUCUGACUGCACAGAGGAAAUGAUUGCCGAAGCUUCGGAUAAUGCACGGAGACACAUUGUGAUGAACAUCGACCAGUUUAAUUUUGAGGUACGCGACGGGAACCUGAAUGGGGAUGUUGACUUGCAAUCGCAGACGUGUAGCUUCUACCGCAAGUAA